Messenger RNA from Blepharisma stoltei, 960 nucleotides. Lineage: Eukaryota; Ciliophora; Heterotrichea; Heterotrichida; Blepharismidae. The record is from the annotation of a GenBank genome assembly.
AUGUACUGGGAAGCUCCGACUUGUGUAAUUUGUUUGAAUGAACUCUCUGCAAAUCUGACAGUAACUCCAUGCGGCCAUGUUUUUCACCUCGAGUGCAUGGAAAAGUGUGUGUUUAACAGGUGCAAGAAUUGUCCACUCUGCAGGAACCGCGUCCUGCCAAGUAAGCUCACAAACAUUUCUUUUGCUUUGAUUCCAGCGAAGUCAGCGACUCCUGCUAUUUCUGGAUUGUCUGAGGAAGAAAUGAAGGAUCUUCAGGCGCUGCAGAACAGAGCUAGAGAGGCGACGAAAGAAAAAGAAGCCUUGGAACUGAAGAUCGACCUCACAGAGAAGUUUUUGAUUGAGAAAGAAGCUCAAAUCAAGUGGUUUCAGGAGAUGUAUGAAGAAGAAACGUCAAAAACUAAAAACUUCAAGCGAAGAUACGAAGAAACCUUGGCCCAGCUUCAAAGCUUCCAAUAUGAAUCAGAAAAAUACCAAGGAUUAUUUAAUAAUGCUCACAAGAAACUAAAAGAAGUUGAAACCAAAGUGACAGAACUUGAAAAUGUCUCGAAAUUAAUUGAAGAGCUUGAAAAUACGCAAUCCACUGUUACUUGGGCGAAUUUAGCUAAAGAAAAAUUAACAGCAGAAGAACAAGCAGCUCAUUUCUAUAAUGCCUUGCUCAUCACCACGAACUCAAUGAAAAAUUUGGAAAAAGAGAUGAAAGAGCUUAAAGACCUUAACAAUAACACUGCGCAGCAAUUUUCAUCAACCAAGAGGCAGCUAUUAAUGGUGAGAAAAGAAAAUGAAAACCUGACUAAACAAAUGAGCACCCUUGAAACACAGCUGAAUACCAGCUCUUUAAAGGUAAAAACUAUCUAGAGAAAAACUGAAGAUGCACCAGCAAUUUUGGUUGAGAACGCAAUGAACUUUCAGCCCAUGUUCAAGCCUAAAAAGGCCUUAAGCUUGCUGGCAAGCCGUCAAUAA